This is a messenger RNA of Schistosoma bovis, 5814 nucleotides long. The record is from the annotation of a GenBank genome assembly. NCBI's taxonomy places the organism in Eukaryota, Metazoa, Platyhelminthes, Trematoda, Strigeidida, Schistosomatidae.
GACCCUCGGAAGUCUGAAUGGUCAUUGCUUAUUUAGCCUAAAUAAAUUAUCAGUGAAAUUCUUACUGUAACUUCAUGGUCAAAUACUAGUCAUACAUGUAAUAAAUUCUGGACGUUGCUUUAGCAACAUGACUGAACAAAAUCUUGUUUGUUUACUGCAGAAGCCCUCUAAAAACCGUUCACAAGUCAUCUCAUAUCAGCUAUCAAAGAUAUUUAAAAAUUUGUAUCAAUUUUCGGCUUUAGAUGAUGAUAUAAUUUCAUACUUGCAGGCGGCGAAAGACAGUGAUGAUGCGAAACAUUCAUUGUAUAUAAAAGAAAUUGAUAAGGUUUUGGAAAAGCAUAAAGGUGUUAUUGAUGAGGUGAACACUGCAGAAUCACGAAUUAGGGAUUAUAGUUUGAGUAAACAUUUAUUUCAUAACUCAGAAAACGAAUCGCCAAGACCAGUACUCAGCAAUUUGCUUAGUUUUGAUGAAGUGGAUGACUCAUUUUUAGGUGACCUUGGCUUUUUGACAAAGGAGGAUAUUUAUUUCAAUGGAAAACCAAGAAGCCAUGGUUUUCCAGUUGUAAAAAGUUCUAAACAUUAUGAAGACGCUGAGAAUGUUGAUAUUUUACCAGCAAUCAAAUCAGUCGUAAAAUCUAGAGGAAAAACCGAACAACUCAAAAACUUUAAUCCUAAGAGUUACUUAAAAAAUGAUGAUAUAAUAUCAAGUAUAAAUUUAAUACCUCCUACAAGACAACUAAUUCCAUUUGGGAAAAGAACAAAAGAAAAUAGAUCGUUAUUCCAAGCUGAACCCGAAUCAAUUAUUUUUAAGUCUUACCUAACAGGAAAUAUGUAUGAGGCUAUUGUUAAAAUACGCAAUAUUUCUGACAGUAGCCGACCAAUUCGAAUUCUUCCACCAAAAACAACAUAUUUUUCAAUUAAUGAGGGUAAAUUUCCACGACCAGGUAGUAGUAUAAUUGCACCGGGAAUGGCAGCUGUAUUUCUAGUACAAUUUUGCCCAGAUAAUGUUGGUGAUUUCGAAGAUGAAUUUAUAGUUAAAUAUGAAAAUCAACUAGAACCACUUUGUGUUAAACUGUUAGGACAAAAAUCACGACCACAACUUAAUAUACUUGACUGUUACGAUUUGGGUUAUGCAUUAAAGGGUGGUGCAAGAGUAAACACUAUUCAACUAAAGAACUGUAAUGCAGAGAUUGCGUCUAACAGUAAAUUCCUUUUUAUUACACAAGAGGCAUUUAGUGAAUGUCAACAGUAUGGUGCAAAUAAUUUCACAGAAUUUUACUCAUUGCAUGUGAAUUCCUCUUCAACUAGUUUAUGCUUGGAAUCAUUUUCUCUCAAACCAGUCAAUUUUGAUUUGGAAUCAUUGCAAUCGAUCACAAUAACAGUAGAGUUUAAACCAUUGUGUGUAGCAGAAUAUAAAUGGGAACUUGUAUUGAUUUCUGAUAAUGGUCAAUUUUUCCCGGUGACAUUCAAAGGUAGAGGGGAAGAACCUCAAUUACAAAUAAUCGAUAUUACUGAUCAGAAUCAGUUAUCUACUUCAAAUAAAUCGUCAACUACUUUUAGAAAAGUUGAUACUAUUUCAAAUGAUCAAUUUUAUUUCUAUCAAUUUCCAAAACAUUAUCCCCACACUAUUUCACCAAAAACAAUGACAAUAAGAAAUUGUUGCUCAGAACCUUUACGUUUUCAAUGGAUUCAGGAAGAUGAAUUCAGUGGAACAAAUCUUCCAGAGUAUACUUCAGAUAGUUUAAUUAAAAGUGAUGAUGUAUUGAAUCAACGUAAAUCUUUAUCAACAACAAGUGUAAUAUCUUCAUCAGAUAAUCAAACCGAUAAUGAUGUACCAUUAUUAUUUACUAUUAAUCCAACAACUGGUGUAUUUGAAAUGAAUGAAAUGAAACAUUUUCAAAUUUGUUUUAAUCCAACUCAAGUUGGAACAUUUAGAACACAAUUGGCAAUAGUAUUGCUUGGUAUACCAGAAGUAGAUGAACAAGGAAAUUGUUAUAAAUUAGACAAAAAACACUUAACAAUUGAAUUAGAAGGGACAGCAGAACCACUUUCAAUAUCAAUUGAACCACCAAUUUUGAUUAUUCCUGGAAAGUGCUUGCUUGAUGUUCCUGUAUACCGUACUGUGCAGUUAGUGAAUAAAUCCUCCAAUUGUUCUGUAACAUAUUCAUGGCAACAUAAUUUUAACAUUGAAAGAAAUUCUAUCAAUUUAAGUGAUUGUACUCAAUCUACAACAGAAGUUCUUCAAUCAAGUAGACAACAAAGUUCAAAAACGUUUAGUGAAAUAGAAAAAUCAAAUAAUGCUUUAAUUGUUUUAGAACCAACUAUAGGUUCAAUUGAUCCUGGACAAUCAAUUAAUAUUGAUAUCAUGGUAUCAUCUUCAAAAUCUAUUACAAUUAAAGAAAAUAUUCCAUGUUUUAUUAAUAUAUUACCUAAUAGUCCACUUUGGUUAUAUAUUGAAGUUGAAUUUUCGGGCCCUACCAUUAUUUUUGAUAGAACAGACUGUAACUUUGGUCUUAUGCGUCCGAAUGAAACAGCUGAAAUGGAUAUACUACUAACGAACACUACCCCCUCUCCAAGAAAAUGGUUUGUGAAAAUGGAAACAUUUAUUGACAAGUUUGGAUCUGACUUACAAGCACACCCAUCUUGUGGAGUCAUAAAACCCUUCCAAUCAGUAAAAAUGAAUUUGAUUUUUACACCACAAGUAACAAGAAGUGUUCGUGAUAUUAUUACUGUACAUACUGAAGAUUCUGAAGAAAUAAGCAAACUUUUAAUCAUAGCAGAAGUUCAAACUCCACUGAUUGAUUUCCAUCCACUUCAUAUUGAUUUUAAUCAAUGUUUUUGGAAUGUUCCUGUCACUGAAACAGUAACAAUCACGAAUUUAAAUAUGUUGGAUUGUGAUUUAGAAUGGAUUGAACCUAUUGGAAAUGAUAAAGAAUGGGUUACAAUUAAUGUGAUCCCCAAAACUUAUCGAAUCAUAGGUCAACAAAGUCAAUUAUUUGAAAUUUCGAUAUGUGCUCAUAAACAGAAAUCAGUUGAAGAUCUUCAAAUCCCUUUACGUGUAAAUGGAUUGAAUGAGUUUUUAUAUUUACCAAUUACAGCUAAAGUCCAAGGAUUGUCAAUAAACUAUUUUCCAUUCAAUCAAGAUAUAGAUUCAAUAUGCAAAGAAAGUUCUCAUGAAAAUAUCGAUAUUCCAAACAAUAAUUUAAAUGAAACAACGAUCUUAGACUUUGGACAAAAUAUUGGUCUUUUUGAACCAGUUGAAAAAUGGAUUGAAUUUAGGAAUAAUACACCCAUACCAACAAGAAUAUGCGUAGAUACUGGGAGAUUAUCUACAAAAACUAAUUAUGCUGAUUAUGAGAAUUUUCCUCAUAAACCUAAACUUGGCGCUGUGAAAUAUUUAUUCUUAACAUCAAGACAAUCUACUGAAAAUUAUUUAAGUAGUCAAAAUGUUCUACACGACGUGGAUGAUCAUAAAACUCAAAUUAGGAUUCUUUAUGAUUGGUGUAAUUUAUUAUUGAAACAGUCGAAAGGUGCAUGUGUACUAGCACAUUCAGCUAUAUCAUCCACCAAUUAUACAACAGAUUUUCAAUUAGCCGAGCUUAAACCAAUUACUAUUAGUCAGUAUACAACUACGCUACCAACUAUUCCAUCAUGGUAUUUACCAGGAUAUGGUUCACUAAGGAUUUGUUUCAUAUGUGUAGCCAAUCUAUGGGGAGUUUAUGAAGAUAACAUUUAUAUUUAUGUAUUGCCAGAAUUUGAUCUUACAUCUGAAUCCUAUCUAUCACCUGUUGUAUUUUGUACAUCUUUCAAAGUAGUUGGAUGUCCAAUUUAUUCAUUAGCCGCAGGUCAUUUCGGUGAAUUAUCGAAUAAAGCAAUACUGAAUACUGAUGUAAAGAAUGAUUCAAUAUUUCCUAAAACUGCUUUACCAGUUAAAGCUACAAGACAAUUUAUACGAUUCGGUAGUGCAUUGUUUAAUGGACCAGUUGUUAAACGUCAAAUACGUUUACAUAAUUCAUGUGAAGCUGCUAUUCGAAUUGAUUGGCAAGUGUUUUUGGAUUCAGAAAUAGAAGAUCAUAAUCAAUUGAUUAAUCUUUUAUGUUUCAUAUCAGAACCUUUUAAAAAUAUUUCAUAUAAUCAUCAAUUGAAUAAAGAAAAAUCAUUGACUGGUGAAUAUUUAAUACUGAAUGAACCAUCAGCUGAAGAUUCCGCUAAAAAUCAAUUAAUUAAUUUAGUACUUCGACCAUAUGAUGGAAAAUUAAUCUGGGAAUCAUCAUCAUCUCAAAUUAUUCCAUCAAAUAAUGAUAAUUUUAGUAAACUAUUCAUCAUAUCACCUGAACAGUUGAUAAUACAACCACAUGAAGAAGCUACAAUUACAAUUUUAAUGAAUCCAAUAGAAGCGUAUUCAGAUAUGAAAUGUUAUGAAAUUUUCAAUUUAAAAGCUCAUAUAAUUGGUUAUUUAACUAUAGACUCAAAAUAUUAUUUGGAUAUUCCACGUACACAUGCAUUAAUCACAGAACAAUUACGUUUUGAUAUAACUGCUAAAUUGGAACAACCUAGAUAACAGUUGGUUAUCUGUUAGAAAAGGAUUUAUGCCUUCAUAAUAUCACUUCAAAUAAUUUGACAGAUUCGGCAAGCAGCUUACAGGUGAAUGAUUCUUAUUUCAUUUUAAAAAAUGAAAUUUUAUUUCAAUUUAAUCAUUUCAAUCAUAAUAAUAUUCAAUCAAAUUUCAAUAAUUCAAUAAUCAAUAAUAAUAAUAAUAUAAAUGAUCUAUUUAAAUUAUAUACACAAAUUACAAUUAUUCGACCAAAAUUUAAAUUAUUUCCUAAUGAUAAUUUAAAUUUUCAUACUGUUUUAAUUGGACAAAUAAAAAGAAUAGAAAUUAAAAUUCAAAAUUUAACACAAACUUCAACAUUUUGGUCAAUACAACAAUAUGAUAUAAAUAUUGUAUUUGGCUGAAUGCUCGUUUACAGCGAAACCAACAAGUAGAAAGUAUUGACAAUAAUAUCAGAUUACUAUGAAAAAAAUCAGUUGACAGUGUGAACGCUUAUCUAUGAAAUUUGUUGAAAAAUAUAUUAUAUGAGCAUAUUAUGCUAGAUAUUAUAUAAUUAGGUGAGAAAGAGAAUAGAAGAGAACAAUCAAAAGUAUCAAAUCACAUAAUGAAGUUAGUAACUGUUAUUCUGUAGCUUGUUUGGUUUUUUUUAAGCAUCUAAUAACUGUCAACGUUAGUUGACGGUGCUCAAAAUCGAUCGUAUUUACUCAUAUGUACUUGUUUACCAGUUCCUGCUAAACUUUAAAGUUUACUAAUAUUACAGAAACGUUAUUUCUUUAAUUUAUUCAUUUUUGAUAGACAUAUUUUUUUUAUUACUGAUAGAAAUUAUAUUUGAAAUAAUCUUAGCAACUAAAAUUUAAAUCAUCCCAACUUUUUGGUAUGUUCAAAUUUCUUGAUUGAACAUAAUAUUUGAAUGACUUCAUAUUUUGUCUUCUUAGAUUCCUCUCGAUUCUACUUUUAGAAUGUAUAAAUUAGUAGGUAAAUUAAAGCAAUAAAGGUUUAUAUGCUUCUUUUCUAUAAUCAUAAAAUUGUUAUUAUCUCAUCUUAUUAUUAUCUAAUUAAUUGUUAUUGACUUCGAUUAAAGAAAAAUUAUAAAUAAUAAAGUCAUAAGAUAAAUUUAAUUCAACUUACAUAAUAAGGUGAUUUCUGUUGUUCUGUGAUCUAACACCCAUUACCUUACUAAUCAAUAAAAAAUUUCUAUAAAAGAUAAUAAUUAAACGAAAAUUACUCAGUCAAUAUAGCAUGUGCUCACUAGUGACUAGCUU